GGAGGCUCCCAUUUGCCGGCGCUGCGCACCGGGCUGGCUUACCGGGCACCCAGGAAGCCGCCAGGCUGCUCCCUCCCCUGCCUCGGCUCACCCAGGAAGCUUUUUCUCUUCCCCGGCUCCAAAGUUUGCUCGCAGGAGCCUCGGGGAAAGGGGGGGGGACCCGCCGAGCACGGGUGCAGUCCUCUCUUCAAACGUGUCGCUAAGUUACAGGCAACCACUCCCUAACGGUGACUCUUGUACAGCCAUCCUGGGAGGGUUGGAGGCGAAGAUGACAACGCUAACGCAUCGAGGACGAGGAAAGAACUCGGACAAGAAGCCCGACAGCGAGGAAGACGCGGCUGCGGACAGAGACCUGAAAGAUGAAGACGCCAAUGACUCCAAAGAUAUCCGCCUCACCCUCAUGGAAGAGGUGCUGCUUCUGGGACUGAAGGACAAGGAAGGCUACACGUCCUUCUGGAAUGACUGCAUCUCUUCAGGCCUGCGAGGCGGCAUCCUCAUUGAACUAGCGCUGCGUGGCCGGAUCCAGCUGGAGCCGCUCACCAUGAGAAAGAAGCGGUUGCUGGACAGGAAGGUAAAGGUGGUCUUAAAGUCAGAUGCUCCAACUGGUGAUGUCUUGCUGGAUGAGACCCUCCGCCACAUCAAGGCUACAGAGUCUGCAGAAACAGUGCAGACCUGGAUAGAGCUGCUCACUGGAGAAACCUGGAACCCUUUCAAACUGCAGUACCAGCUGAGGAAUGUCCGUGAACGCAUAGCCAAGAACCUGGUGGAGAAAGGCAUCCUCACCACAGAGAAGCAGAACUUCCUGCUCUUUGACAUGACCACCCACCCCGUCAGCAAUGCCACUGAGAAGCAGCGGCUGGUCAAGAAGCUCCAGGAGAGCAUGCUGGAGCGCUGGGUGAAUGACCCCCACCGCAUGGACCGCAGGACUUUGGCUCUCCUGGUGUUGGCCCACUCCUCGGACGUGCUGGAAAAUGUUUUUGCCAGCCUGGCAGAUGACAAGUACGACUUGGCUAUGAACAGGUCCAAGGACCUCCUGGAUUUGGACCCUGAGAUGGAAGCUCCCAAAGCCAAAGGCACAGAGAUGAUCUGGGCCGUCCUGGCGGCUUUCAACAAGUCCUAAUCACCCCCCAAAGCCCCACAAACUGGACAGCGGAGCUUCACCCUCUCAACACGGGGCCAAGAAUAUUUGGGCACAGAACUUCCUGUAGCACCGGGUGGGCUCUGCUCUGUUGGGGCUUGUGUGUUCAGCUCUUUCCCCGCGCCUUCCCUUGGCAGGGGUGGAAAGGAUGAGUGUGUGUGUGUGUGUGUGUGUGUGUGUAUGACACAUCUAAACUGUGCCUGUGCCUCUGGUGAGAUGAGGUUACAGCUCUUAAAUCCCCUUGCGGUGCUUCUCACCAACAUACUUCCCUCUCUUCAGAGCAACACAAAGCUGGGAGGGCUGUGAGCUUACGCGCUGCUUGGGCCCCGCUCGGCCCUGGCUUUGCGCGCAGGAACCAAACUGCUCAAAUGGUCCAAACCACGGUGAAAACAGACCAAGUCAGGCUAGAAAUGGGCCAGCGGAGCAGCCUCUGCUCCCUGCCGUCCCUGGGAUGCGCUCCUGGCGCCCGGGCUGGCUCCAUGACUGCCUUUCACACGUGAACACCAAGGUUUUGCUUGCUCUCGCCGGCUUUACACUGGAAGCAGAGGAGGUUUCUGAGACCAGCCUUGGGGCAGGGAGGACGUCCUGUUUGCAGAGUUACUUGGGAGAUGGGUUUUUCCUUACGGACUUCUUUGGGAAGUUGACGGGGCAGGGAGAGCGAUUCAGUGCUGGAAGGAUUUAGGGAUGCUGCUGUCUUUUGGGGCUCACUGUGAGGGUGACACUUGUUUGUCCAGCCUCCUUCCUACCGAGUUCUGGGGCCUGUGACUCCUGGGAUGCCCUCGGCUUGCUGGGGGAGCAUGGAGGAAGUGUGUUCUGGGAUAUGCCGUGGCUGCCGUUUCCGCAUGGACAGGUUCUGACCUAUUUACUGGCUGGAGAAG
Messenger RNA from Struthio camelus australis, 2016 nucleotides. Lineage: Eukaryota; Metazoa; Chordata; Aves; Struthioniformes; Struthionidae. The record is from RefSeq and is a predicted model, not a curated record.